Messenger RNA from Cavenderia fasciculata, 5046 nucleotides. RefSeq lists its product as uncharacterized. The record is from RefSeq and is a predicted model, not a curated record. Bases 1 to 5046 code for a protein of 1681 amino acids. Gene Ontology annotation, biological process: chemotaxis. NCBI's taxonomy places the organism in Eukaryota, Evosea, Eumycetozoa, Acytosteliales, Cavenderiaceae. The transcript has 3 exons.
AUGACGGGUGUGUCGCAACCCUCACUCGAGUCGUCCAACCUCCCCACAUACUACCGUUUCUAUGCGUCACCCGAUUCAUGUACCGGAUACCGUAUGCGAAUCAAUCAAAACCAAUCGACUGUCUAUGUAUUGGCCAAUUACGAGCCAUUCACCAGAAUCGAUACACCUAGUCGUGUACGUCUGUCUCGAGAGUCUGAAAUGACCAUUACAUUCUGUCCUACCGAUGAAGUCAUCUACCAAUACAGUUAUCAGACACAUUACCCAUUUGGCACCAUCUUUUUCAUCGUCAUCAAUGAAGGUAACCUCAACUCUACCUAUGAUAUUAUCAUCGAGCCUAUUCCUAUCGACCCUCGUCUGCCAGACACCGACAUACCUGCCUGUGUCCGUGCCGACCCGACCAUCCCGUGUGUUCGCGACGGUCGUCUCAUCGAAGGUUACUCUGUCGAGCCCACCCUCGACUUUUCAUACACUAUAUACAACUGUCAAAACGUGUCUGCCAACAUCCUCUCUGUCAAUGUCGACGUUGACGUCUAUAUCUGGAUCGACCAACCACCUCCAGUAUCAGGUGAAACAACUGGUUAUUAUUUUGAUAGUUCUUAUUCUGUUGAUGAAACAUUUACAUUAUCAUUAUGUCCAGAUGAAGGAAAGACAAACAAGACAUUGUUUAUUAGAUUCUUGCAACCUGAUAAUGGUCAAAUGCAAAUCAAUGCGGUUAUCAAGUCGAAUGCGAUUAUAAAGGCGGUUGAGUUGUCGAGUUUACCGACAUUGGCCGGGUCGUGGAUGUUGGGUGGGUCGUCGUAUUUGGUCGACUCGAACAAUAUAACGCUGCGAUGCGACAAUUACGAUCUCGAUUGUACAGAGUAUCUGCCAACUGCACCACGUACCUACAUCAACCCAUUCUACCCGGUGCCAUCGGUCUUUACCGAGCAGGGUCUCGGUCUCAGACAAUUCAACGAUAUCGUUCUCUAUGAGAACGCAUCGCUGCCACUCAAGAACGCAUUCCAGUUUGGUUUGAUGAUCAGUUUGUCUUAUAAUGGAUUCACGAUGCAGUUUAGAGUGCCCGACGAGAUUGGCGAGUUGACCAUCGUGUUUUUGGGAAGACUGGUCGACUCGCAGGGUCGUCCGCUGACAGGCCCGUACAAAGUGACGCGUCGUACAGACCCAGUCUGCGUGUACGACGAGUUUAAAAAGAUCGAUGCGCUGCAGAAUGUUAUUCUCGAAGAGACUGAUAUAACGACGAGCCUAAGGUACGAGUAUGAUUUGUUGAUCUACUCCGACCCCUAUUACUACUGUCAACAGGAUGUCAUGUCGAUGAUCACCUUUGCAACGUCGCAAUACACUCUUGAAAACUCGUCGAGAUGCGCGGCGACCAGCGAUAUGGCGACGUAUCUCGCCGACCCUUGCUGCAGCAUUUACGCGUCGUUUAGCGGGACAUGCGAGCCGCACAACACGACACUGUCACUCUUGACACUGCAGUCGAUUGAUUCGCAGCGCGUCAACGACACAUGCACGUUUGCGUCGUGUGCCAACUCGGUGCUUGCCAACUAUGCACAGACACUUCAGACGGCCGAGCAAAACCCAUGCGACUUUGCACAAGAGCAACAAGACUCGAUCGAGGAUGAGUUGUAUACAGUGUUCCGUGCCUGUCACGCUAGCGUCAUCCCAGCAGCCAACUGCACGCAGGAUAGUGACUGCACAUCAUUUGGCACAGGCUCCUACUGCAACUAUCGUCGCGGUGAGUGUAAUGUACCUGCCAACUAUAUCGAGCGUAGCUUUGUCGGAUGCAUCGUUGAAGCUAUGCCCAUCUCGAUUAUGAAUGAAGUGGUUACUAUGUUUGAACUCGACGACAUUCGGUCGGACAAGGACGCGAUUGCAGAGUUUUUGCAUACCCAGAACCAGGCAAACGACUGCGUCUCCUAUUAUGGCGUCAACUAUUGGUCGAGAUACGUCUACGAGUACACGGUCGAUCAGUUUGCACAGGGCAGCGCGUUCCCCAGUGUCUACGGACUCGACCGUUCCGCCGGCAUCACACACUAUGAUGCUACGAUGCGUGGCGGUUUCAUUUACAAGUGGAUCUCGUGGUUCUCCUCGAAAGACCUCUGCAGUCGCUACGUAAAGUGUGACUGGCUCGGCGCUGACGGCACCCUCGACACGACCACCUACAACGACCUCGUCGCCGAGUGCCAAGACUCACCCUCGCGUCCCACCGGCUUUUGCGGCGACUGUUCGACCGACCCCACGCGUAACUGUAUCGUUGCUCCCGGCGCCACCCAAUCCAACUGUGCCACCAACCACGUAUGCUACUUUGAAACAUUCAACCCUGCACUCUUCCACGACCCUGCCAACUACUACCCCAUCGUCACAGACCCCAACCAAUGCGCGCAGCAGUAUGGCAGCUGCAGUGUGCCAUGCGGGUACGAAUGCGCCACUCCCAACUCGUGUGUCAUCCAGCUUGCACCCGACGAGCUCCAGUGUCCCCAGUUUAACGGGCCAUUUGAUGCUGUCACAUCGGUCAACUACGGCUCGUCCAUAUACUGUGUCUUUUCAGGCGCAUUUACCGCCGCUCAAUGCACGCAGUCGGCCGGCAACCUGACACAGCGUUUCCAGACCUGCGGGUCACUCUCUGCAUCCCAAUGCACGACUUGCGGCGACGCAUCGUUCCCUGUGUGCGGGUGUACUGUUACACCAGUCGAGUGCGCCACCCAAGCCCAAUGUCUUGCGCAAAAGGGCAAGUGCUCAGACUCGUACUAUUUCGAGACCAAGAUCGCUGCCUAUCCAGCUGUCUACCCCAAGUGUCUCGUGCCAUACGGCAAGUCAGACAUCCUUGCCGCGACACCCCAAUGCACCGAGCCCGACCAGCAAGACAGUCCCAUGGGCUGCUACUCGGGCAACCUCGCCGACACGGCCGCCGCCUAUUGCCAAGGCCACGGCGGGUCCGUCUGGAACAUGGCCACGACACAAGCCCAAUGCACAGCGUACGGGUACGGCUGCAAGGGGUACGACCGUUCCCAAAACGCCAUCCUCCCAUCGACACUUCGGUUCAACGAAAAGGAUGAAUCCCAGUGCACGGCCGAGGGUGACCAAUGGAUCCCUAAAUUCGACUGGACACCCGCUGUGUGGACACCCGCCAAGGCGUCGCAGCUCAGCUGGCAGACUACCCGUGGUAUCGUGCCCUACACCAACUACUCGUCGGCACUCUCGUUUGAAAAGUUCUUUGGUAUCUUUGAGACGGCCACCGAGCGUCUCCAAUCGAUCGUCUACAAGUCACAACUACUCUGUCGUGUAUCGACCAGCAAGAAUGCACUCGAGUCAUUGACAUGCUCGUGUUUCAACGAUGAGUCGAAUGACAGAUGCUUUGAUUCGAUCGAGUCGUCGUCCAACACCAUUCUCAACCCAUGCAAUGGUAUCACCACAACCAACUUUCUCAAUAACCAUGCGACUGUCCAGUUUGUCGCCGACUCUAUUGCACCAGACACUUGUGUCUUGGUGGGUAUUGCCGAUCUCUACUCGGACCAGUUUAUCGCCAAACGUGUCUUUGCUCUCGCCUCUUCGUUUGUCACAUAUAUUCCACCCGAAGAUUACUCGGUCUAUAACGGUGCCGGUGCCGUCGUCGGUCGUGUCAUAUCCGACGGUGUCUCACUGCGUAUCUUUGACGAGGGUGUCCAAUCGAUCGACAUUUGUAUCACACAAACCCUCAAAUACGAUGUCGACCAAUACCCAACCAUCGACUUUGCACUCAUCGAUCCCGACUCUGGCAGUAUCACCGCGUUUGGAUGUACGUUUAAUGGAUCUAUCGUCCCACCCAUAGACCCAUCCGAAACAACCAACCCAACCGGUGACAAAAACAAUAAUAACCAAAAAUGUUGUCGUGUUCCCAAACCAGAAUCAAUUGGCACCAAUGACUAUAUCAUGAUUGCUCGUACCGACGAUUGGGAAACAGCUCCCUUCCAACCAUUCUCUGACAGCGACACUCGAAUGAUCCAUACCCUUGCAGCACUUUUCCUCAUCCUAACAGUCUUUGGAUUCGCUCAACUCCUUCAUUUCUCUUAUUGUUUCUUUAUUAAAAAGGAACCUUAUAAAGUAGUUUAUUUAUUAUUUUUCUUUUUAUUUUGUUUUUCUCUAAUUAGAUGUAUAUAUUUCUUUAUAUUACCAAGUAAUCAAUUACCAAGUGGACCAAAUGUAGGAGAAUAUAUUCUUGUAGUAUUACCAACCUUUUUAUACUUUACAUCGUUUACUAUAGUCAUUACGAUUUGGUAUAUUCUUAGUAACACCAAUAUCACAAUGUACCAAAACGUAUUCAAGGUGAUCAACAAAUUAAUUCUAGUCUCUAAUUCUGUACUCUACCUCUUCUUUGUCAUCAUUGUAUUGGUGUUUAAUUUCACCAAUGAAAAUGAUCCACCAACUUGUGGUGGUAGAAAGGUGACUUCAUUCUCAAAUACUACACCUCAAAAUGUAGUAUCGAUCUUGUAUGCAGUUAUUCAAGCACUAUUGUCACUAGUCAUUGGUAUUGCAUUUAUCUACUUUGGUCUAAAGAUCUAUCGUCAAUUCUCAGCCAUUCAUGCCAAAGACUCACAACAAAGUACUCAAAAGGCCAAGACAUUUACAAUGGCUGCCAUCUGUUCGAUUGGCUUUGUACUACAUUGUAUCUUUAUCAUUGUACUGGUAAGUGUCAGUCCUUCCAACAUUAAUUUCAGUUUUGCCGGUCUCUUGAUCACAGAGUUGGUUCCAGUUGCCACUCUCUUUAUCACCUACAAUCAAAUCCCACUGUCAAUGCCUAAAUUCGUUUCAAAGACCAUCAAGAUAUCAGGUACCACCUCUCAAUUCACUUCUGGUGGUAGCGGUAACAGUGGUAACAGCGGUAUUCAUCUACGUGAAAGUGUUGCUCGUGGAAGACACCACAAUUCAACAAGUACAAGAGAUUAUAGUGGUAGUACAAGUGGAAACAGUAGUAUUAGUAGAGAAACUACAAAUUCUUCAAAUGGCAGUAAUAAUAAUAAUAAUAGUAGUAGCAGUAAUAGUCCAAUUGUCUAUCUUGACAAAAAAUAA